Messenger RNA from Oryctolagus cuniculus (rabbit), 4077 nucleotides. It is a transcript of the gene ZNF454, whose product is annotated as zinc finger protein 454. The record is from RefSeq and is a predicted model, not a curated record. Gene Ontology annotation, molecular function: DNA-binding transcription factor activity; RNA polymerase II cis-regulatory region sequence-specific DNA binding. Gene Ontology annotation, biological process: regulation of transcription by RNA polymerase II. NCBI's taxonomy places the organism in Eukaryota, Metazoa, Chordata, Mammalia, Lagomorpha, Leporidae.
GGAUUUUGGCUCGGCGGAUCCCAAGGCAACGCGCAAGCGCAGUUCAGAUGCGGGCUGCAGACUUCAGCUCAUUGUGUCUGAGUGCGAUGUGGUGGUUGCAAUCUCUCGCCGCCGGCGGAGGCUCCGCGAAGGGCAGCUCGGUGGUGACCAGGCGCGAGGGCCAGAGCCGCAGGGGGGAGAGUGGGAGCGGCCGUGGGGUGGUCGGGCCUCAGGAGACGGGACUGGGUGGGGUGGGAGGGAUGGAGCCAAAGAGAUCCGGGUCGUGAUCCGUUCUGGAGGAUGCCCAUCGAGUGCCGCAAACUUCCCGGAAUGUGUCUGUGAGAUUCGACUGCAAACAGAAAGGGAGUUGGGAGGGCGGCCAGAGGUGUGUAGGCAUUGCCAGUCCCAGGAGCCCCCUGGCUGCAAAGCUCUACACCUUCCUCCCUGGCGCUUGGCCUGUCCCCGAGAGGGCUCAUCAAGGAAGGAAUGGCUGUCAGCCACCUGCCAGCCACAGUCCAGGGCUUGGUGACAUUCAAGGACGUGGCCGUGCUCUUCACCCAGGAAGAGUGGGGCCGCCUGAGCCCUGCCCAGAGGACCCUCUACCGGGACGUGAUGCUGGAGAACUACAGCCACCUGGUCUCUCUGGGACUCUUAGGAGCCAAGCCAGACAUAUUUUCUCAGCUGGGAAAAGGGGAAGAAUGGGUCCCAGAGGAUGGCUCGGGAAGCUUCUGUCUUGACGGGAUGACUCUGCCUGUGAAAAAGAAAUUUACUCUGAAAGCAGACGUUCCCGAAGAAUUGCAUCAGUGGGCAGGGAAGGAGCGAGGCGCUAGCGGCGGACGCUGGAGCUGCGUCCGCGGAUGGCAGUGCCGGGAACGCCAGGUGGCGCUCGCUCAGCAGAACACCCCUGCUGGGGCUAGCGAGCAGGGUCGCGGUGAACCUGGCAAGGGCCGUGCCCUGAGCUCAUCUCCUGUCCAGAGGCAGGGAUUUCAACCUAGCAAAAAAGCCUUUGAGUGUAGUGAGUGUGGGAAGGGCUUCUCCAGGAGCUCAGCCCUUAACAAACACCAGAAAACUCACAGUGAGAACCUGAGCAGCCAUCAGAAAGCCUACACGAAAGAGAAGCGCUAUGAGUGCAGAGAAUGCGGCAAGGCCUUCCACCAGAGCACACACCUCAUCCACCACCAGAGGAUCCACACUGGUGAGAAACCUUACGAAUGUAAGGAGUGUGGCAAGGCCUUCUCGGUGAGCUCAUCGCUGACCUACCAUCAGAAAAUUCACACCGGAGAGAAACCUUUUGAAUGCAACCUGUGCGGCAAAGCUUUCAUCCGAAACAUCCAUCUUUCCCACCACCACAGGAUACACACCGGAGAGAAACCUUUUAAAUGUAACGUUUGUGAAAAGGCCUUUGUGUGCCGGGCGCAUCUUACAAAGCACCAGAACAUUCAUAGCGGAGAGAAACCCUAUAAGUGUAACGAGUGUGGCAAAGCCUUCAAUCAGAGCACGAGUUUCCUCCAGCACCAGAGAAUUCACACCGGAGAGAAGCCCUUUGAAUGCAAUGCAUGUGGCAAGGCCUUCAGGGUCAACUCCUCCCUCACCGAGCACCAGAGAAUUCAUACCGGAGAGAAACCUUACAAAUGCAGCGAAUGCGGGAAGGCUUUCAGAGACAAUUCAUCCUUUGCCCGGCAUCGGAAAAUCCACACUGGAGAGAAGCCUUACCGAUGUGGCUUGUGUGAGAAAGCCUUCCGGGACCAGUCGGCCCUAGCCCAACACCAGAGAAUUCACACCGGCGAAAAGCCUUACGCCUGUAAUGUAUGUGGAAAAGCCUUCAGUGACCACUCGGCCCUUACCCAGCAUAAGAGGAUCCACACAAGGGAAAAGCCUUACAAGUGUAAAACCUGCGGGAAAGCCUUUAUCCGGAGCACACACCUCACUCAGCAUCAGAGGAUUCACACAGGAGAGAAGCCCUAUAAAUGUAGCAAAUGUGGGAAGGCCUUCAACCAGACUGCAAACCUCAUUCAGCAUCAGAGACAUCACACUGGGGAGAAGUGACGUGGAGGAGCCUAGAGACUGAAGAGAUGAAAUAACGGACGAGGGAGCACCCAGGUCGGGGAACCAGGGAAAGCCUACGUCACGGUCGGCUUUUAUACUGAGCUUUGCACUCUCGUGGGCUUUGAGAAUUUAAGGAGCAGCAAACACUCUUGAUUUCAUAGUACUGCCUUAAUUGAAUAGCAGUGCUAUUGAUUACUAGUCUGAAUUACUGAGAAUCAGAACCAAAAUAGAGCUUCAUUAACAACAACAUAAGAGUUGGCUUAUUAGAUUUACAUUCUAUUAAGAGAAAUUAUGAAAGUGUAAAGAUUAAGGUCGAGAAGCAAGGGACAAAAAAAAAAAAAAAAAAAAAAAAAGAUAAAAAUGGCCCACAGGCAUUCACUGUACCAGCCUAGCCUACAGAAGGGAAUUGCUACCUCUGAAUGGAAGCUCUGUCCCUACCCUCACUCCUCAGGCCCGUGCAGCAGCCCGGGAAUUAUUUAACUUUAGCUUCCGCAUUCCUGUUUCAAACCCUUUUUGUCAGUUUUCCUGAUCCAUCUGUCCACUGGCUCCUUACCUCUUCUGGGGACAGUUGAGUUCAUCUGAUGGGUGUGACCCUCCUCUGACAGCAGCUCCUGUUAGCAUCAGGCUCCUUAUCUCCACUGUGUUAGCCCUGGGGCCCGGUGAAGUUCUGAUCGCAGUCCAUGAUUCUGGACAUCACUCCCAAAUGCAACCAUCAGAACCUGGGAUCUCUCCCUAUCCCUCUCUCUCUGGGACGUAAAAUUGGAUCAAAGUCCUUAACCUACCCCGUUCCUGCAGGCCUUCCCUUGACCCUAACCCCGGGGUGAUACCUCAAGUAGGGGCUUCUCCUGUUCAACUGUUCCCCUCCGUCUCUGUACUGUAGCUGGUUAGGCUACAGAGGUCAGGGAUGUGUUUGGCAUCAGGGGUGAUGAUCCAGGCCCUCCACUUCUGUGCCUCGCCAUUUCCCAGUGUGCAGGUUUCAUAAGAACUGAGACCCACCCCUGAGGCCAGUUCUGUAGGUGCUCCGACCCACUCACUGCAUGGUCCUUUGUGUCCCUGCAGGAGGGCACGUUUGCUUCUCCCCGGAUACUGAACUGCUGCAGCCUGGUGCUUGUCUUGCUUCUAUCACUGUAUUUUACAGUGAUGAGAAAGCAGAGAGCUUUGAGACUCUGCUUUUGCAUCUGAAAGGUUCACUUCCUCUCCAUCGAGGGAAUCCACUACUUCAGGAGUCUCCCAUUCUGCCCGUGGUGAGCCGCGUGUUGAAGAAUUCCCUGGGUCCAGUGGUGAGCGCUAGCACCCUUGGUGACAUUCUCGGCAGGGCCAGCGCCCAUGCCCUGAAUUGUGAGUGAACACCAGGCCCGCGGGUUCCUUCACCCGUUUUCAUCCUUCGGUGCUUGUAGCAGAACUCCCAGAAUAACAUCUGUGUGCCUUCACACACACACACACACACACACACACAGCAUCUGGGGGCACGCUCCCCUUGCCCACCACGAGGAAAGGGGGGCCUCUGCUGCUGCCGGCCAGAACACACUGUGCAAUGAAGAUGGAAGAAGCAGUGUAGGAGCAGCAUUCCAGGGAGCAGAGUGGCAGGCAGGUUCCUGGUUUGAGGACCUGUCGGCCAUCAGUCUGGGGGAGCUCCAAGCCCCUCUGAGUGCCGCCCCUCAGCUCCCCGUUAAAGAGGACAUUGUAUCAGGUUGGACUCCAGGGUGUUACGUAGACCUAGCAGCUUCCAGGAGCUUCAGAGCCCAAGUUCUCUAAAUUCAGCAUCUGUUGGGCACAGGUCCCCUGUGCGGGCAGGCAGCUCCUAUCACAUGAUCAGCACUUGGCACUUUGUCCCCUUCAGAUGGGUGUGAAGCAGCAUUUCAAGAGGUCACUUGGGGCUGCCUUUGCCACGAGCCCCACCUGCUCACCUGCUGGGACAGCCCCAGAUUCCACAGGAAACCCGGCGGCCAUGUGCACUGCUGCAAUAGCUUCCAAGUCCUGACCGCCACUCCCCACCACCCAAGCCACCUUUGGCUUGAGUCCCUAAGGAGUGAAUUUCUAAGCUUGAGUUAG